AGACGAGCAGAAACAUUUAGCAUCUGCACCUGCCUGCUUCAGGUCGGCAUAACACCUGUUGCUAAGUAUUGGGGAGGUCUGAAGCCGUUCUGGAUUCUUUACCAUCAUGAUCAUCUAGUUGACUCGCCCGGCGUGCAAGUGACAUGGAGGGCCCAGCGAUGUCCUUCGAGCACGAGUCCAGCGAGGGGAAGCUACACCACACAUCGCCGCUGGAGACACUGGUGCGCCGUACGUCUUCGCGACGACGUGUAGGCCAUAACCAGCGCGGUCGUAACGACAUGCGCCAAGCCACGGCCGCUGUCCCUUCACCCAUUCCUCACUUUCCGGUACCCAGACCGUCCUUGGGCUCUCCACCGCGGCCGUUUGCAAGCCAGAGCAUGCCGGACUCCCCUUCGGCGGCGAGUGGGACGACUAACGCUAGUGUGCUGCAAUACUACAUGGGCCAGAAUUCCAAGUCUUCCCUUGACGAACCAGACGAGACGUUUUACUACGACGACAGCAGUCUUGUUUAUCCGGGGGAACGCGAACAGCCCCACGUCGUACAGUCCACCAAUCACACACCACAGAAUCCUGGUCCACAAAUGUCAAACGGCAGCAGCCAACCGAUACCCUCGAGCGCUGCAAACCGACAUGACUCGCCCGAAGCCGAACCCAGGACGUCCUCGUCCACCGUACCAGCGGUCUUUGUUUCAUCUCCGGAAGACGAGGCUGAUCCACCACCCCGUGCACCUACGCGCCAGCCGAUAGUCAGUAGCGGCUCGCCGCGAUUGAAUUUCUCUCGUCCCGGGAGACCACCUAUUCUGUCUUCCGACGAGCAGAAGCGACAGGUGCUUGCACGCAACUCUCAACGGCCAAAUUCACCUCGGACUACUCAGUGCCAAUCAUCACAUUUGCCAGUUGUACCAAUCACUGGAACGCGUUACAGCGCGUCGCAUCUAUCACUGGAGCAGCACGGGCCACAUUCCAAGAAUGGGGGACUCCCUACUACUAGUGUUCGUCCCAAUCCUUCAAUUUCGUCUUCUUCGCAGGCAUCCGCGAGUAGCAGUUACCUCCAAUCGCACCCACCAGUGCUCCGACCCGGGCCGUCCACUAGCCCAUGUUUGACUUCGUCUCAGGAUCAUCGACGGGAUAAACUCGGGCCGACCAUGACACGCUCGCUGUCGCCGAGCCCACCGAACCUCAAACCAAACUCGCAGAGUAAUAACGCCACUUAUACGCAGUUUCAAACACCUUGGGAUUACGUUCAGCUCGGAAUUCAAUACCACGAGUCAAAUCGCCUCGAGGACUCGGCAGUGUACUUUGAGAAAAGCGCAACGGAACAAGGCGGAUGCGGAGUAGGUAUGCUGAUGUGGGGUCUGGCAUUGAGGCAUGGUUGGGGUUGCGAGAAGGACGAAAAGUGCGGGUUUAAAUGGUUAGCGAAGGCGGCGGAGUCGGCUGUCGUGGACCUGGAAAAAGCUAGGCAAAGCAAAGGGUUCGAUGUAAAGGCCGUAAAGGAAGAGCUGAUUAUCGCCAUUUACGAGGUCGGACAAUGUUUUUUCCAGGGCUGGGGCGUCCGUAAAGACCAAAAGAUGGCUGUCAGCUACUACAGAGUCGCUGCAAGUUUGGGAGAUGUAGAUGCACAACAAGACCUCGCUUUCUGCUUGGCUAAUGGUAGAGGGUGCAAGAAAGACAAAAAGGAGGCGGCCAAGUGGUACCGGGCUGCGGUAAGGACGGUCCACAUACUGGCUGAAGUUUAUGAACGGUUUGGUAGGUUGCACAGGGAGCCAGCGAUGUUGGCAUGGCAUGGAUAUACAAAGAUAAGUACAAGGGCUGAGUGCACCCCCACUUUGUCGAUCUGAUUUGAUGCAUGGGGCACGUCGACGUAGUACACACUCGACGACUGGAUGGCUCCGCCGUGGAGGAGGAGCUACUGGUCAGAUACCUUUGGAUACCAGUGAAUAUUUGGAAGGAGGAGGCGCAUGAUAUACUUGCAGACUAAUGGCUACAUGUACAAGUUUCCAUCCCCGUUGCAUUCGUUCCUACGACACUCUUUUAAAACUCCAACUUGUCUAACCAUUCUCCAAGGAAUCACGAUUUGCCCGACGUAUCGGCCGCCGGUACUGAGGCGAGGGCCAAGCAAGAACUCCUCUGAGUUCACGAGUAAGAGAUUGAGCAGCUGGUCCGUGCCCACGAAGGUACCAAGAAAGACACGAUUAUCGUUGGUGACAACGCGCAGAGUCUGGUUGAGCAAUGCCCUCACAGCUGUGAUUGCCGGUGAACUCAAGGCAGACGGGUUGGCCGAAGUGGACAUCGCCAAGACGCGUGUGAGUGUAGUGGAAGCCGAC
Messenger RNA from Pisolithus orientalis, 2324 nucleotides. RefSeq lists its product as uncharacterized. The record is from RefSeq and is a predicted model, not a curated record. Gene Ontology annotation, molecular function: protein binding. Lineage: Eukaryota; Fungi; Basidiomycota; Agaricomycetes; Boletales; Pisolithaceae. The coding region runs from base 144 to 1838 and encodes 564 amino acids. The transcript is spliced from 4 exons.